AUGGCUACCUUCGCUGCUGUUGAUCGCGCUGAGAAGUCUGGAGUUGCCCUCGAGGCCCAGCAGAAGAUUCACGGAAAGUACGAUCAGGAGCUCGCUUCGGAAAUUCUUCGCUGGGUCCAGGCGGUCACUGGACAACAAAUCGACACCAAUGGAUCAAUUACGAACUUCAUUGAGCUUUUCCGUAACGGAACUCUUCUUUGCACACUCGCCAAUGCGUUGAAGCCGGGUUCGAUCAAGAAGGUGAACACCUCUUCGAUGGCUUUCAAACAAAUGGAGAAUAUCUCAUUCUUCCUCAAGUUUGCUGAGGAGUUUGUCGCCAAGUCUGAACUUUUCCAGACUGUUGAUUUGUACGAAGGCCAAGAUCCGAAUGCGGUUCUCAUUUGCCUUUCGGCGUUGGCGCGCAAGAGCCAGAAGCACUUUGGCGUCGAGGGUCUUGGUCCGAAAGAAGCUGAAGCUGAGAAGCGGCAAUGGACUGAAGAGCAGCUCAAGGCUGGUCAGGGUGUGAUUGGACUUCAGAUGGGAAGCAACAAAGGCGCGAACGCAUCGGGAAUCAACUUUGGCAACACCCGCCAUAUGUAA
Messenger RNA from Caenorhabditis bovis, 579 nucleotides. The record is from the annotation of a GenBank genome assembly. NCBI's taxonomy places the organism in Eukaryota, Metazoa, Nematoda, Chromadorea, Rhabditida, Rhabditidae.